CGAGAAAAUUCUCCUUUUCCAUCCUUGGGCCUUGGCCAUCGCGUCUUGACGACGACCAUCGCAGCGAUCGUGGUGGUAUGCACAUAUCGAGGCGAGGACGCUGGGGCCAAAACAUCUUCAAGAGGCUGCUGUCCAACAGGCCUUGCAGGGCCGCAGGGCCGCAUAUGCGCGCUUGACACCAUUCAUGCGGCUCUGCGCCAGAACGUGCGUGGUGCCUGGGCAGGUGCGUGGACCACGCAAUUCGUUUGGUGAAAUGAUGCAAGCGGCCACCAUCGGCAAGAUGUGGACGACCCCGUUUUGGGUAAUGCAGAGGUGACUUGACUGGUGGUCAUUGCAGGCCAGAAGCAGGGGACAUAAGCAGGAAAAGUUUUCGAAAGGCCUGGCGGCACCAACCAAGCAGGUGAAGCGCCGGGUAUAUGCAGGUAUCGGGGGAGUAGAUGGGCUCGAUCCGGAGACUCCACCGAAAAUUUGCUGCCGCCGUGACCUCGACGGUGGAGCUGUUCGCUUCGCUUCGUGUCGUGUCGUGUAAGACGAUGGAAUUUUUCUCGUGCAUGCCGGGGCAUUAUGACGGCGGCGCGCUGAAACAAGUCGAGGGAGGCGAGGUGAGUUGUCACCGACAGGUCAAUGCAACUGGUUCAAGGGCAGUGCUGUGUGUUGGAUCGGAGACGAUCGCUUGGAGUCAAGAUGUCACACUAUUCAACCUCAAUUACAUGUUGAUCGCAUCAAAGAUCGUCAUCCCGAAUGGACGACAAGACAUGAAAAGCAGUACCGUAUCCGUGAGACCAUGGGAUUCACGGAUACUAUCCGUCCAUGGAGUGGGCACCAUCGGCGGCAUGCAUCGGGGGCCUACGUGGGCCUGCCUGUUGCAACGCACGCCCAUCGGCGGUCAAGCAAGUUAGCAAGCAACAACAAGCGAGCACGCCUUGAGGCUGCCCUGGCCAGCUGUGGAUAGCAUUGGGUAAGAGUAUCGAUUGUUUUGGCAUCGUGAAAGGAGUCAUCCAUCACAUGGUCCCAUGGAUGGAGCCAUGUCGCGCCUUACGAUGCGUACGUGGUUUGUCUGAUUUCAGUCACCAGCAGUAGUCACUAAAAGUCAGGACUUACAAUUGAAUCAAUGGCACUGAGUUGGUGACUUUCAAGAAUGCUCCUCGACAAGCAUGGAGGAUAUACGUCUUCCAGUCAUCAGCAAAACAUCACCAUGCCCGUCAUCAAGAAAAGGAGUCAAGCAACAAACAAUGGCAUGAUCAUCAAGGUAUUUUAGAAUGGACCGUGGGCUAGUCUAGCACGCCCUACUGGUCGACAUGGACUGGACCUGCGCUGGAGUUGGCCGACCAGCUCCACAGGCCGCUGGCUGUGACGAGCCGGAAAAGUUUAGCGGUCGCUCGGGGCAUCGAGGUCGCUGGAUCGUAGCCGGAUCCACUGAAAAAUUGCUCGACAAUGCUGUAAUGACACAUAGUUCGGCCAAGGGGGCCGAUGGGCUUUUCACGCGCGCAGAGUAUUAAUACCGAUCGUGCCCA
Molecule: messenger RNA, 1514 nt
Organism: Emericellopsis atlantica
Lineage: Eukaryota; Fungi; Ascomycota; Sordariomycetes; Hypocreales; Bionectriaceae
Exons: 1
Coding region: 438-899 (153 amino acids)
Source: RefSeq, a predicted model, not a curated record